Messenger RNA from Corylus avellana, 1533 nucleotides. Its product is annotated as diiron containing four-helix bundle family ferritin protein, putative (Protein of unknown function DUF455). Lineage: Eukaryota; Viridiplantae; Streptophyta; Magnoliopsida; Fagales; Betulaceae. The record is from RefSeq and is a predicted model, not a curated record.
UAGUUAGAUGAGAGUGACAUGAAAAGCUGAAUAUUUAGAAGAAAAAAAAAAAUUCCCUAUCAUUUUGGCACGAAAGUCGGUCACAGGCCAUUCAGGAGCCACAUGAAAUGCAGCGUCUGAAAGCUCCAAUCCAUGCUGUCCCCAAAACUACGAUACUCCUUGUGCUCCCAUCUCCCUCCUUCUACCUUCAAAUCUAAGUACUCCUUCUCCUCCUCUUCUUCUUCUUCUUCUUCUUCCUUGCAAUACUCACCAUGGUCGGGUCUCCAGGCCUGGAGAGACAGCCCUGUCAACGAGAACCGUAUUUGGGGACCCAAUGGCCCAGAACCUCUGGUGCUACACUCACCCUCUUCAGUAAUUGACCACGGUGAAAGCCCAAUUGGGUCUGCUUCUUCCUUAGCGGAGCUUGGCGCUCUCGUCCUAUCCACCGGUGACCCUCUCACCAAGUCCAGGCUUUCGCAUUUGGCUUACUCUAGGUGGCGCCGUGAGAAACUUCCGCUUGGGGUGGUGUCUGACCCGCCUUCGCGCCCUGCCCGACCUCCAAAACCCGAAUUGGUUUCCCCAAAGGAAAUUCCUGCUCCAAAAAAUUCAGGUUUGCCUCUCAAUGCUUAUAUGCUUCAUAAUCUUGCUCAUGUGGAGUUAAAUGCAAUUGAUCUGGCAUGGGAUACUGUUGUUCGGUUUUCGCCCUUUAGUGAGAUUCUUGGGGAGGGGUUCUUUGCUGAUUUUGCUCAUGUUGCUGAUGAUGAGAGUCGCCAUUUUGCUUGGUGUUCGCAAAGGCUCUCUGAGCUCGGAUUCAAAUAUGGCGAUAUGCCUGCCCAUAAUCUGCUUUGGAGGGAGUGUGAAAAGUCAUCUGACAAUGUCGCUGCACGUUUGGCAGUGAUCCCACUUGUCCAGGAGGCUAGAGGACUUGAUGCUGGGCCACGACUAGUGCAAAAAUUGAUUGGCUUUGGAGAUCUCCGGACAUCUAAUGUUGUGGCUAGAAUUGCUGAUGAGGAAGUUGCACAUGUCGCUGUUGGUGUACAUUGGUUUGUCUCAGUCUGUCAGAAGAUGGACCGUGCCCCUUGUUCCACUUUUAAAGAUUUAUUGAAUGAGUACAAUGUGGAGUUGAAAGGGCCGUUCAAUUAUUCAGCUCGGGACGAAGCUGGCCUUCCCCUUGACUGGUAUGAUGCAUCAUCUUCAAAAGAACAGGAUAAGAAUGGCAAAGAAAACAAAAAUGAGAAGCUUUCUGUGGUUUAUGAGAGGCUUUCUUCCAUCAUUUCUAUGGAGAGUGAGAACUCAAGCUUGAAUAGGCCUCCUGGAUGAUUUUUGUUUCACAUAUUCAGCUUGAACACAAUGAUUGGCGAUAUUGGGAAGUUCAUCCUUGGUUUCUCCGUGUUGAUCCACUUGCAACCACACUGGUAACAACUCAGUAUUUGUCUUCCUGUACAGGUUGUUUCUGCAAGAGCUGACUGGGUGACUUUCAUUACUUUUGCUUUGACAUUAUAUUACUGUAAAUUUUCUUCUUGCUGUUAUAACUUGUAUAGAAGUUUUCUGGUU